UCCUGCCUCUUGCAUCAGCAUCAGAAUGGAGGCCGGUGAGACUUCCCAGUACAGCAAGUUCCUUGGUUUAUCCACUGAAAGUAGAAUGAAGGCUUUGAAUGAUCACCUUGCUGGGCGGAGUUAUAUCGGUGGCUUCACAUUCUCACAAGCUGACGUGGAAGUAUUCCGGUCACUUCCGAAACCACCUCUUGAUCAAUACUUCCAUGUGGUGCGAUGGUACAGGCACAUUGCAGCAAUUUGGGACUGCACCCAAGAUGAUGCCAAGACCUGUGAACUCCACACAUCUAAAGCAAAAAGAACCCAACCACCAUGGGCGCCACCAUCAAAAGUGAAACAGCCUGAGCUACAACUGUAUAACAGUUUGACACGUAGAAAGGAGAUAUUUCAUCCCCAGAAUGGGAAGCGUGUGUUGUGGUACUGCUGUGGGCCCACAGUUUAUGAUGCUUCACACAUGGGACAUGCCAGGUCCUACAUCUCCUUCGAUAUCCUGCGACGAAUUCUAAUGAACUACUUCAAAUAUGAUGUAUUCUACUGUAUGAACAUCACAGAUGUGGAUGACAAGAUUAUCAAGCGAGCCCGACAGAAUCACUUAUUUGAACAGUACAAGGAGAAAAAUGUAUUUCCUACACAACUUCUACAGGAUACCAGGACUGCUCUGAAGUCUUUCUCUGUGAAACUUGCUGAAACCACUGACCCAGACAAGAAGCAGAUGCUGCAGAGAGUUAAUCAAGCAGUUGAGUCAUCCGUCAAAUCCCUGGAAGAAGCAAUGCAACAAGCGCUUUCCAAUGGGGAGAUUACCAAGCGAGCUAAGGUGCUGCUGGAUGAUUCAAAGGAUAUGUUGUCUGAUUGGCUAGAUGUUCAAUUUGGUAGUCAGGUGACUGACAAUUCCAUCUUUUCUACUCUUCCUAAGUACUGGGAGGGAGAAUAUCACAAAGACAUGGCUGUGCUUAAUGUUUUGCCUGCAGAUGUUUUAACUCGAGUGAGUGAGUAUAUUCCUGAGAUUGUGCAGUUUGUUAAGCAGGUGGUUGAUAAUGGUUAUGGAUAUGUCUCCAAUGGUUCGGUAUACUUUGACACGGUGAAAUUUGACAGCAGUGAGAAGCAUUCAUAUGCCAAAUUGGUGCCUGAGGCUGUUGGAGACCAGAAAGCACUGCAUGAAGGAGAAGGUGACCUUAGUAUUUCAGCUGAUCGAUUAAGUGAGAAGCACUCUCCCAAUGAUUUUGCACUGUGGAAAGCCUCCAAGCCUGGAGAACCAUCUUGGGAUUCGCCCUGGGGAAAGGGCCGCCCUGGGUGGCACAUUGAAUGCUCGGCGAUGGCUGGGAGCAUCCUAGGAGAGUCCAUGGACAUCCAUGGUGGAGGAUUUGACCUGCGAUUCCCUCAUCAUGACAAUGAAUUGGCCCAGUCUGAGGCUUAUUUUGAAAAUGACCACUGGGUUCGAUACUUCCUCCAUACUGGACACCUGACCAUAGCAGGUUGCAAGAUGUCAAAAUCUUUAAAAAAUUUUAUAACCAUCAAAGACGCACUGAAUGCAAAUACAGGUCGACAGCUGCGUUUGGCGUUUCUCAUGCACUCCUGGAAGGACACACUGGAUUAUUCCAGCAAUACCAUGGAGUCAGCUGUUCAGUAUGAAAAGUUCUUAAAUGAGUUCUUCUUGAAUGUGAAGGAUAUUUUGCGGAGCCCCACAGAUACAACAGGACAGUUUGAGAGGUGGCAAGAGCAGGAGUUAACACUCAAUAACCGCUUUUAUGAGAAGAAAGCAGCUGUGCACAGGGCACUGUGUGAUAACAUUGACACCCGUGCUGUUAUGGAAGAGCUGCGUUCCCUUGUGAGUCAAUGUAACACAUACAUUGCAGCAAAGAAAAGCAACAAACAGUUACCGAAUCGGAUGCUGUUGAGGAACGUCGCAUUGUAUCUUACCGAGAUGCUGAAGAUUUUUGGAGCAAUAGAGGGUGAAGAACCAAUUGGAUUCCCUGUUGGAGGAGGCAGCGAGAAUUUAAAUUUGGAAGCCACCAUCAUGCCCUACCUGAAGGUACUAUCAGAUUUUCGUGAGAAUGUGCGACAAAUUGCCCGUGAGAAGAAAGCGAGUGAGGUUCUCCAGCUGUGUGAUGACCUUCGAGAUGACAUCCUUCCAGAGCUUGGAGUUCGUUUUGAAGACCAUGAAGGAUUACCUACUGUGGUGAAAUUUGUGGACCGAGAGACAUUGCUGAGGGAGAGAGAAGAGAAGAAAAGGAUUGAAGAAGAGAAAAAGAGGAAGAAGGAAGAAGCAGCCCAGAAAAAACGAGAACAGGAGGCAGCAAAACUGGCCAAGAUGAAGAUCCCUCCCAGUGAACUGUUCAGAUCAGAAAAAGACAAAUAUUCCAAAUUUGAUGAGAAUGGGUUUCCAACUCAUGAUGCUGAGGGCAAAGAGCUUAGCAAGGGUCAGACCAAGAAGCUUCGAAAACUUUAUGAAGUCCAAGAGGAACGGUAUAAUGAGUAUAUGCAGACUUUGCAGAAUAGCAGCACCAACUAAAUGUUUUACAGUGACUUCGUGUAUAUCUGAUAAUCGAAAGAAACAACAGAAGAAAUGACAGAAACAUGAUUUUUUUUUAAAAAUCGACAUUCUGUAAAUGAAUAAAGAGAGACUUUCUUACUUUUGACCAUAUCAAAUGAACUAAUGGAAGAAAGUGAACAGAGACUCUGAAGAGCGCAAUUUCCUCUUGUUCAACAUUGUUCAAACUAUGUGAUUAAGGGUCUCGAUGGCUUUGCCUUUCACCUUUGGGACUUGCAUGCAAAUAUAUCCUAGGUUGAAAAUAUGGAAAUUACUUCAGUCUAACUAUGAUUAAUUUUGGGCAGUCUAAGUUCAAUUUAAUUCAGUGCCCAGUAACAGCUCAGUUGAGAGUAACUGUCAAUAUCACAUUGUUGGUGUAGAGAAGUAGUGUUCUUGGGAGUGAAUGAUUUAGGAAAAAUGACUAAAAUGCAAAGGAUUUAAUUCUGAGCAACAAUAUCCUUCAAUCUGUGCAAAAUUCAAAAAAUACAAAUUUUGGCUCUUUAGCUGUUUGCUGGUUUCAAACGGUCAUUUAUUCGUUCCAAUUCCAAACCAUGUCAUUGAAUGGAGCAGUUUGAGGGAGAACAUGUAAAUGGUUUGAUAUUUUCUGUCUUCUCUUUUAAUAGGCAUGAUAAAUCAGUUUCUGUCCACCAAUUAUAUAUUUUGCUGCAAUUUUAAUUAAUGUUCCUUUGCUUAAUAAAUUAACCUUUGGGCUCUGG
This is a messenger RNA of Rhincodon typus (whale shark), 3240 nucleotides long. It is a transcript of the gene cars1, whose product is annotated as cysteinyl-tRNA synthetase 1. Gene Ontology annotation, molecular function: ATP binding; cysteine-tRNA ligase activity. Gene Ontology annotation, cellular component: cytoplasm. Gene Ontology annotation, biological process: cysteinyl-tRNA aminoacylation. The coding region runs from base 26 to 2506 and encodes 826 amino acids. Lineage: Eukaryota; Metazoa; Chordata; Chondrichthyes; Orectolobiformes; Rhincodontidae. The record is from RefSeq and is a predicted model, not a curated record. The transcript has 23 exons.